Cucurbitaria berberidis CBS 394.84 is the source of this 2321-nucleotide messenger RNA. Its product is annotated as U3 small nucleolar ribonucleoprotein-like protein Mpp10. The transcript has a single exon. The record is from RefSeq and is a predicted model, not a curated record. The coding region runs from base 62 to 2218 and encodes 718 amino acids. Gene Ontology annotation, cellular component: sno(s)RNA-containing ribonucleoprotein complex; small-subunit processome; nucleus. Lineage: Eukaryota; Fungi; Ascomycota; Dothideomycetes; Pleosporales; Cucurbitariaceae. Gene Ontology annotation, biological process: rRNA processing.
UGCAAAGCGAUCUUGACUUCCUCCUCCGCCCAAGCUACUCAGCCUUGCGCACUAGAAGAGCAUGGCGCCACCUUCUUUCUCACCCGACACUUCCAUUUCAUCGCGCACUCUCUCGAUAGGUUCUACACAACCGCCGCCAAUGGAGCUCCAGCCUGCCUCUGGGAAUUCGUCAACGGCAUUACUAGCAAGCCCUCUCGCAUUUUUACAGCCGACGACACAUUUGAAUUCUUCCUUUCUUGCCGCCGCAAAACGAUUCCUCGAUCCAGUCGCCGCCGCCGUUAGUGAGUCGCAAGCUCAGCGCCUACAAGAUGUGCGCAGGAAGCGGAAGCGGGGAGGAUAUGGCGACGACACCAGAGUUCUGCACCUGAAGAAGGUGCAUCUGGAAGGCUUUGGUGUGAACCAGGUCUUUGAACAGACGCGAAAAAUCGUUGAGGCAACUGCGGAAGAAAUUGAGCUCUCGCUACCCGAAGAGGGUGGGCCGGUCGCGGUCCUUGACAGUGUCGAUGACGACGAAGACCUUGAGGCAGAGGAACAAUACCACACCGAUUCGAGCGUGGGCGAAGAGGGUGUCGAUUGGGAGUACGACGGAGUGGAUGAUGACGAGGAUGCAGAACCAUCGGAAGGUGCACAGUCUGGAGAUGAAGAUCUUGAAAUGGGAGACGAAGAAGAGGACAUUUUCUCCGACCAAGAAGCCGAUGACGAGCCCGCCGAAACUUACAUACCCGACCCCAACGGUCUCAACGAUGGCUUUUUCUCUAUCGACGACUUCAACAAACAGACCGAUUUCUUAGAACAGCAAGACCAACGAGGCGAAGCUGCGGAAAGCGAAGAUGACGAGGUAGAUUGGGCCACAGACCCUAUGGCAGGCAAGGGCAAAGCACAGGGCGGAGUAGAGGACUUUUCAGCCGACGAGUCUGAUGAGGGCGGUCCAACGUUCGGCAAUGUCGAUCUCAAUGCACCCGAAGGCGAUAGCGACGACGACGACGCAUUCGGAGACGGCGAUCUUGAUGGCUUGGACGAUGGCACGAAUGCCAACAAUGUCAUGUAUACAGAUUUCUUCGCACCACCAGCACAGAAAGUAGGCAAGAACAAGAAGAAGCGAGGGCGGCCAAAUCCUCACAACUUCCCCGAGAAGCAAGAGGUAGCCGAGGCUGAGAAAGAGGCGGAUAUGGAGGGCACUAUGGCUCGAGUGCAUCGCGAUCUUUUCGAGGAUGACGACGAUAUAGAAAGCACGGGCGACCUCUCAGACGUAGAUCCCUCAGACCCAAAAUCACGACGGUCUACGCAUGAAAGGAGACAGGCUAAGAUCGCGGAGGAGAUCAGGAAGCUGGAAGCCGCCAACGUCGCAAAACGCGAAUGGCAGGUCUCUGGUGAAGCGCGCGCAGCUGAUCGGCCGCUUAACUCGCUACUUGAGGAGAACCUAGACUUUGAGCGAGCGGGCAAGCCAGUUCCCAUCGUCACAGCCGAAGUGUCUGAGGACAUUGAAGCAUUAAUCAAACGGCGCAUUCUCGCUGGCGAAUUCGACGAAGUGCACCGCCGUCGUCCAGAUGAUCUUGCCACAGGACCCAAAGUCCGAAGAGGUCGCUUUGAACUCGACGACACCAAGUCCAGCAAAGGUCUUGCGGAGAUAUACGAAGAAGAGCACCUGCGCGAAACGGAUCCCAACUUCGUCGAAGCCAAAGACGAGAAACUGAAGAAAGAACACAACGAGAUCUCAGCCCUGUGGAAAACUCUAUCCGCUAAACUUGACUCGUUGAGCUCAUCACACUUCAAGCCCAAGCCCGCAGCACCGAACCUUGAGAUCCGUGUCGACGCACCAGCCAUCGAAAUGGAAGACGCGCGCCCCACUGCCGGCGGCGACGUCGCUGGAGCCAGUAUGCUGGCACCACAAGAGUUGUACAAACCCGGUGAGGAGAAGAAUAAGACUGAGGUCGUUACUAAGAGCGGCAUGCCACUGGCUCGCGAAGAGAUGAGCCGAGAGGAGAAGUUGAGCAGGCGUAGGCGGGCGAAGGAAAGGGCCAGGAAAGCAGGUGUCAAUGCGCCGAAGAGCGUGGGCGUGGAGAGGAAAGAGAAGAAGAAGCAGGAGAAGAAGCAAGUCCUCGCUGACCUGAAGAAGGGCGGCGUGCAGGUUAUUGGAAGGAAGGGCGUGAUUACUGAUGUGGAGGGUAAGGAUGUCAAGGACGUGGCGAGGAAGGGUGCUGGGAGCUAUAAGCUUUGAUGUGGCAGUUUAAUAUAUACACCCUUUCUUCUAAUUGUAACACGUUCUGGUGCAUAUACAGUUAGCACUGGGUCUUGAUCUCUCAAGACUCAGCUUAUUCAUU